CGGUAGGCGCUGUAGACCAUGGCUUAUCUGGGAGAGCGGGAUCGUUACGAGCAGUAUCUUCAAGAACUGAUUAAAGACAGGGAAAAGCUUUCCGUUAUGGAAGGAGUAUUCAUUCACUGUCUUAGACUUGUCGAGCUUGAAAUCGAUAGAGUGAAUGCAGUCCUAGAACCAGAGGCAGAUACAGUACCGCCUGGAACAGAAAAUGACAACCUAAUGGGAAACCCCGCAAAAGUAGCAAAAGUAGAAGGAACUGACACGGCAACAGUUGAAGAAGUCGUGUGGGAUCCUGAUGAACCAGCCAUUGACAAAUUGAAGCGGCUGAAGCAGGACCAGCAGAUGAUUGAACGCGUUGCACCGAAUGUGGUCAGAAUCUUCGAGAAGGUCUUCCUGCCUCAGAGACAGUAUACGUCCAUCAAGUAUCCGGGUCGUAUCAUUGGCCCUGGAGGAUCAACAGUGAAGGAGAUCAAUAACCUGACCGGAUGCAAGCUCCUUGUAAGAGGCAAGGGCAGCUUCAAGGUUCCUCACCAGGAGGAGAGCAUGAAGACUGUUCCUGGGUUUGAGCAUUUAGAUGAAGAAAUGCACGUUCUUAUAGAGGCUAGUGGGUCAGAGAGUGAAGCCAACUCUAAAAUGCAGCUUGCCAAGCAGAUUGUCAUAGAAAUCAUUCCACCUGAAAUAAAUCCGCCCGAUAUUAUUCAGAAAUAUGCAACAUGGGGUCGUUAUCAGUUUCUUCCUAAUCAACAGUUUCAGUUUUCUGGUCAAAUGCCCCCUCAACCGAUGAAUUUCCAAGGUGGCUACCAACCAAUGCAUCAAGGCUACCCUAUGAACAAUAUGCCUCACCAGGGCCCUCCGAUGCAAGGGAUGGGAUACAACCAAGGAGGAAACCCUCUUUAUAUGGGAGCCCCACAAAAUCCUUCACAAUAUGGAUUCCCACAGGGUGGUCCACAGUUUGUGUCUCAGCAGUAUGGGAGUCAACAGUAUGGGUAUUCACAUACAACUGCUGCUAUUCCACCCUAUCCUGCUGUGACUUUGCCGUCAUUGCCACGAGCUCAGCGGAGUUCAGUUACCCGUCCUCAUCUACCUCCGCCCCCUGGAGUUGAUCCUCCACACGGAGAACAAAGAGGAAGUGGAGAAGAUAGUGGUGGCACACAACAAAAGAAUUCUACUAAUAUGGCAUCUCACGUCUCAACACUACCGAGUCAAUCAUAUUUCAGUAACCAGGACGGUUCUCAUUCUCCAGGCCCAAGACCCGUCAUACCAGUCACACAACCAGCCGCUCUUGUGGGUAUAGACGUUGACCUGACACAGAAUGACAACUAAUAUGCAAUUGUUUGUCUGCUGUUUGGCAAGUUGGUGAGUUAUUGAAGUACUGCUUGGCUUAUUACUGUGACAUCUUAUGUAGGUACUACUUCUUAAGUGUCUGUCCUUGACUUAUUAACUUGAUUAUCUGCUGAACAUAUUAGCCGAUGAAGAAAUUGAACGAUUAGUGCGUCGGUAUGUAAUGAAUGAUGAUAUUGGUGUGAGCGUUUACUACAGUAGAGUCUAUUAUUAGUACUACUGUAUGAGUAGAAGAUAUAUCUACCGUUUAAAAUGAUCAUUAUGAAUACUGUGCCUUAUUCCU
Molecule: messenger RNA, 1618 nt
Organism: Corticium candelabrum
Lineage: Eukaryota; Metazoa; Porifera; Homoscleromorpha; Homosclerophorida; Plakinidae
Product: KH domain-containing, RNA-binding, signal transduction-associated protein 1-like
Exons: 7
Coding region: 19-1317 (432 amino acids)
Biological process (GO): regulation of mRNA splicing, via spliceosome
Cellular component (GO): nucleus
Molecular function (GO): mRNA binding
Source: RefSeq, a predicted model, not a curated record